Molecule: messenger RNA, 1139 nt
Organism: Dendroctonus ponderosae (mountain pine beetle)
Lineage: Eukaryota; Metazoa; Arthropoda; Insecta; Coleoptera; Curculionidae
Product: rho GTPase-activating protein 21
Biological process (GO): signal transduction; regulation of GTPase activity
Cellular component (GO): cytoplasm
Source: RefSeq, a predicted model, not a curated record
GCCGACAAGAUCGAGGAUCCGAAGUGUCGGAUGGAGGAGCUGCGCAAACUGGUGCGCAACCUGCCCAAACACAACUACCACACGUUGAAACACGUCGUUUUGCACCUGAAACGUGUGGCCGACAAUUCGCACCUGAACCGAAUGGAGGCGAAAAAUUUGGCGAUUGUUUUCGGGCCGACGAUUGUGCGACCCGACAGCGAGCCGAUGGAAAGCAUGGUUACCAACAUGAACAAUCAGUGCAAAAUCGUCGAAAGUCUCAUUGCAAAUGCUGAGUGGUUUUUCCCGGAAAGCGACAACGAAUCAGUGCCGCCAACCGUUCAACUGGCCAUUCCCGAUCACGGCGACGACUCUGACGUCAACAAUCAGGCGCUGUUGAACAACAUCGGCAAAUACGAAGCAGCACUGAAAGACCAGAAAGAGAAGAACGGCGCGUUGCUGUCGUCGCUGUUUACGGCUGCGCAUCGCAAGGUGAUGCGCAAACCGUCGCGCACGCACACGCACGACGCGAGCCGCGACGAGCCGACCACGCCCACGCACCUGCGCACCUUCGACGAGUUUGCGGCCAAUGAGAAGCGGCGCUUCGCCGGCGCCGACCAAUCGGAGAUGGGCGCCAAGGCCAUCAUCCCCACCACUGUUAUGGAGCUGGAGAGCGGCGACAAACCGAGCGCGCAAACCGACAGGAACUGGUUCAACUACAAAACGGACCAGUCGGACUUUUCCCGGCGAAUUCAGAUUUUCAAGCAGGAAACGGAGGCGAUGUUGCAGCGGCCCCGCAAAACCGAAAUUUCGGUUUCCAAUAUCGACGCGAAAAGUGGGGGGCCGCUCAGCGUGUCCGCCACCAAUGUGAACGUGUGUGCGCGCGCAGCGCCCGCAGCCAAUCAGAACAGCCGCAACUCGAUGGACUCCGCCCACUUCAAGGGCGGCGCCAGGGCGGAGGCGGCGCGCCACUCCUAUGGGGCGGGGCUUGCGCCCUUCGGCGACGUUGCCCGAUUGGGGCUGAGGCGUGGCAGUUCGGUGGAGAACGUCAAUGCCAGCGUGCUGGACGUGAACUCCAAUGGCGGACUGAAAAAAGUCCGAUACGAGCCGGAGGGCGACAGUCAGCGCAAGGGCUCCCUGGACUCGCUGCACAAAAUCCCCAC